AGAGAGAGAGAGAGGAGGGAGGAGGGAGAGAGUAGGGAGUGUGAGAGAUUGAAACAGUGGGACGAGGAGCAGGUGGUCCGCCGUGCGCGACAAUUUUAUGAACCGAAAUCCCCCGACAUAUUUGUGCUGCCGGAUAUCGCGCCCACGUCUAAGUGCCAAACACGCCCGUCGUCCGCCCGCCCCGCCCUUCGUGAUGGUGGGCGCCGCCGCUGCCGCCACGACAGCCGGAGCGAACGAGAGAUGAAAAGCGCCCGAAUGAAUCCGGGAGGGGCGACGGAGAAGAAGCAGUAGUGAGUCUCGAGAGAGAGAGAGAGAGGGAGAGAGAGAGAGAGAAUCCCAUCAUGCCCGCAAAACCCCGAACAAGUGAAUGAAAGAGGAUCACGUGACCCCCAGAACCGACCAAUCAGCGGCCGCCGAUUCCAUCCCCCCCCACCACCACCGACGACGUCGCGAACUCGCGCCGCAACACCCAACUUCUCCCCAAAAGUACAAAAUAAAACGCAGCUCGAAAUGGAGGAAACUUCAAAGAAUCAAGUUGGAAAGGAUGCAGAUGAUCAGCAACAGGAGCAGCAGCAGCAGCAGCAGCAGCAGCAGCAGCAGCAGCAACAGCAGCAGCAGCAGCAGCAGCAGCAGCCAGCUCAACCUCCACAGCAGCAGCAAAGUCAGGAAAGUAACAAGGACUCGUCCCAACAGCCCCACCACAUUAUUGGUGGUAAUGAAGGUCCUUUAGGCAUCACAUCCACUGCUAAGGAUGGUCUUCCUCCUCCUACACAGAUUAAUAAAAUAAAGUUUAGUCCUGGGGCACCGCUCAUCAAGAAGGACAAGAGGCAGUCGUCUUCGCGCUUCAACGUUCCGAAGAAUAGGGAGUUGCAAAAAUUGCCAUCGUUACGGGAUGCCCAGCCAAAUGAGAGAGAAGAACUUUUCACACAAAAGAUUCGACAGUGUGGGGUCUUGUUUGAUUUUGUUACGGACCCACUGAGUGAUUUGAAGUGGAAAGAGGUGAAACGGGCAGCCUUAAAUGAGAUGGUAGAGUAUGUAACAACUCAGCGGCAAGUCAUUACGGAGCCUAUCUACCCCGAGGUGGUGAAUAUGUUUGCUGUUAAUUUGUUUAGAACGCUGCCACCUUCUACUAAUCCGUCAGGAGCAGAGUUUGACCCAGAAGAAGACGAGCCUACUUUGGAAGCUGCUUGGCCACACCUACAACUAGUGUACGAGUUUUAUUUACGUUUUCUCGAAAGUCCAGAUUUCCAGCCUGCCAUUGCUAAACGGUACAUAGAUCAGAAAUUUGUACUGCAGCUACUAGAACUGUUUGAUUCUGAAGAUCCAAGAGAGAGAGAUUUCCUGAAGACCACUUUACAUAGAAUAUACGGCAAGUUUUUAGGCCUGAGAGCGUUUAUCCGAAAACAAAUUAACAAUAUAUUUUACAAAUUCAUAUAUGAGACUGAGCAUCAUAAUGGUGUAGCAGAAUUGUUAGAAAUCUUAGGAAGUAUCAUCAAUGGGUUCGCAUUACCACUUAAAGAGGAACACAAAGUGUUCCUUUUGAAGGUUUUGCUACCCCUUCACAAGGUUAAGUCUCUGAGUGUGUAUCAUGCUCAACUGGCCUAUUGCGUAGUUCAAUUCCUCGAGAAGGAUCCCUCGUUGACGGAACCUGUCAUCAUUACGCUGCUCAAGCUCUGGCCAAAAGUCCAUAGCCCGAAAGAGGUAAUGUUCCUAAAUGAGCUUGAGGAAAUACUGGAUGUGAUUGAGCCUAACGAAUUCGUGAAGGUGAUGGUCCCUUUAUUUCGUCAACUUGCCAAAUGUGUUUCCUCACCACAUUUCCAGGUUGCAGAGCGAGCUCUCUACUAUUGGAAUAAUGAAUACAUAUUGUCAUUAAUUAGUGACAAUGCCCAAACCAUAUUACCAAUUAUGUUCCCUGCACUUUAUAAAAACUCCAAGUCACAUUGGAAUAAAACAAUACAUGGGUUGAUUUACAAUGCACUUAAGCUUUUCAUGGAAAUGAAUCAGAAGCUCUUUGAUGAAUGCACACAGCAGUACAAGGCUGAGAGACAAAAGGAAAAGGAAAAGAUGAGAGAACGGGAGGAAGCGUGGCAACACAUAGAAGACCUGGCAGUACAAAACCCUCUGUUUGACAAAUUUUCAUCUGAGACUAAUAACCUUUGUAAUUCCCAAUCAUCUAUGGGUUCACCACAAGAUGACAGUGAUUCAGAUUUUAAUCCAGAUAUUGGUGGGGAUGCGGCAGAGAAAGUGAAAAAGGUGCGUAAUACGGAAAAGCCAUUACUGAGAAGGAAGAGCGAGUUACCCCACGACCAAUAUACAAUCAAGGCUUUGAGUGACCACAAACGAGCGGAUGACUAUCUAACUACUUCUCAAGAAUUGACAGCCACCACCAGCUAGAUCCAACCCAAGAUAGUUAGGAAGACACAAUGCUGUAGUACAGCAGUUCACUUGUGUUGCAGAGGCUUGGAAAGGCCCUCCUGUGUCAGGUGGUGGUUAAGUGGAACUGGUGCCGAACCUUUAUCAAGACAAUAGUAUUGGAAAAGACUGGAUUUUUUUCUUGCUUUUCUUUUCCUUUCUUUCCUUAUUUGGGGUUAUGUGUCAUUUUAACUUUGUUUUCGGAGAAAUUUCAAACUGGACUAGGAAAAAGAUUUACUACAAGUUCUAAAUUUCUUUUUCUUUAUUUUUUUGAAAUUUCAAACUGGACUAGGAAAAAGAUUUACUACAAGUUCUAAAUUUCUUUUUCUUUAUUUUUUUUGUACGUAUGAGUAUCAGAUUCUAAUGCAGUGUACCGUGUGAAGGAGAAUAACUGGAAAAGAAAAAAGAAGAGUGUUACAGUAUAAAUUAAAACAUACUACAGUAGUGACCCUCCAUGUAGAAAUGACCCUACUAUUAUGUUACAUUACCAAAGUGGACCUUUAAUAAGGUGAAUAAGUAAGAAGAAAUUUUUUUUCAAGUUUAAAUUUAUUUUUUAUAUGAAUAUAAAUAUCUGACUCGUACUAAAGGAAGGUUUAAAAAAAAAAACCUGAGAUGAAAGUGAGAUGUUAAAUGAAUUCGAAAGUAUGGUAGUGAACCUUCUGUAGAGUUGACCUCCUUAUGUUACAUUACCAAAGUGGAAUAAGGUGAAUUUGUAACUGUUCCAUAACUAACUCCUAGUACAUUCAUCUGUGCUUACAUUAAGGUAAAGGAACCUAAUAAGACUAAUGAGGUUGUAUCCCAAGCAUUGGUUUGAGCAAGAACAUAAUUGUAAUUGUAUAUAUAUAUACAAAUGCAUAUUUUAGCAACCACCCCCAAUGCAUAGUGGCUGGUUGUUUGCUAGAAUAUAUACACUAAGGGCUGUAUAUAUGUUUGUAUAUGUAUAUACUGUACAUAUGCAAAGUUACAGCAUACUUGCCUCUGGAUUAAGCUAUUCUUGUAGAGGGACCCAAGUGUUUUAGUCCAUUAGACCAGAGAAACUUAUUGGUAAAUUCUGUAUGUAACACUCAGUAACAAUAGUGUAUUUAAAGUAACUUUAUUUUAUUAUGAAGGAAAUACCUGGUAGGACAGUAGUGAGCAGCAGCAAAUUAUCAAAUCAUGUUUGUAUCUAACCAACUUUUGUAGCUAGAAAUGAGACCCAUUGCUGUCAGGUGAAGUUUUGUUCUUGAUUAGUCUCUGCAAACAGGAAUUUCUUUCAAGGAAGUCAAAAGUGGAGGUGAGGUUGGAGUAUAUGUAAUGCCUACUCGAUUACUUUCCAAACUAGGUCGUAUUAUACGUGUAUGUUUUUAUAUUUUGCUUAUUUUAAUUUCUGACAAGUAGUAUGCAAAAGGAAAUCGUGCAUGUCAAAGUAUUUUGAGAUAAAUUAAAAAUGUAUCUUUAUUGCUGUGUACUGCAAACAUAAAUGGCAGUAGAUAGACCCACCAUGAUUGGUUGUGAUUCUGUGCAUUAUUGAAACAAAAUGUAUGCUUCCUGAUUUUGUAAAAGUGUUAUUAGAUAAAAAAUACUAAAGUUUCUCUGAUCUGGGUAAGUUAGCCAUGACUUUGUGAUUGGAAGCCUGUAGAAGUGUGAGGGUAUUAUGUUUUUGUUAAGAUGAAAUGAUUGGGAUCUCACAAAUAUGAAAGCAGCCUUCACAGACUUUUAUAACGAUGAUCCAACCCUGCAAAUUGUGUCACAAAGGAGCAGCAUGUCCAGUGUGGUGAUUUUAUUUUCUAAUGCUCACAUUUCGCUGAGUAUCAAAGGAAAACAAAAAUCGGUAGAGGAAUAAAAAACGGCCAUAGAUGAAGGAGCCUUCAAGUUUACCUGUUACCCACCAGAGACUUAAAUAUAUAAUUUCUAAGUAGUAAUACCUUUAUUUAAGGAAUAAGAGUUAGAAUAUGCCACUGAAAUGAUAGCAUUAGACACUCAUGGAGUACUGUGGAAAUAUAUUGUGUUGUUAUAUUGAGAUAGAUUAUAGAGUUUAUACAAGUUUUGUUGUAUCAUAAUUUAGGAGUAUAAUCCACUUUUUACUCCACUUACUAAGUAGUGGUGUCUUGAUGAGGCUAUAAAUUUGUAAUUGGUGUUUUCCAGGGUUUAGUACAGGGUCAUUCUGUAUCAAUUUUCAGUCAUCAGACACUUGAAUAAGUAUCAGUUGUAGUUCAAUAAAAACUGCAUACAUCUUAGGUUCCUGUGUACGUUCGUAUGAUUUUCAAGAAAUACAAUGGCACCACUCUCAGUGAUGAUCAUUUUCAUACUGUGAACAAACCACUUAUUGUACUUAAGCAUAUUGCUUGUCUGGGUGAAUGGUAGCUGUGAUGUGGAAUCUUCCUUUUUUUAAAAAUGUACUACGUAUACUGCUCAUCAUUCUCUGGUUGGAGUGUCAUAUUGAUGAGGAAUCAUCAACUGCCACUUUAUCAUACUGGAUGCUUUUAAAACACUUCACUGCUGUGCUCAUUUAUUUCAUUAUUAUUAUUAUUAUUAUAAUCUUCAGUCUUUAGUAGAGUUGGUGUUGUACUGCAGCUUCUUUUGGUCCCCAAGGUGGGUUUGAUAUCUUCUCUUAAAGCUGUCUAACCUUAAAUCUCUGUCAUGAUUGCAUUUUCACCCAUUCAAGAGCAUAUCUUUCUCUCUGUUGCAGCCUUACAUGAGAAGUAGUGUGACAUCUGGUCUGGCUAAACUUCUGAGUAGUAAUAGGUGUUGGAAGGUUUAUCGAGGACAGUUUUAAAGUAGUUGCGAGUUGGACACCUUUCUGGUACACCACCUGGGCAACCAUGGGUUCAUGUGUAUGCUGGAUGGUCAACUUGUUUUAACAGCACCCACUUCUCGUUGUUUUUUCUGACAUGUGACAAGCUCUGGGCUUUCAUUGAAGUAGGUCUUCAUUAUGUAUGUGUUAACCAUGCAAGGUCUUUAUUUAUUGUUUGUGAAGCCGUACAUAGUGUAUAAUUAUUUUUUCUGUUAUAAAUACAAACCUCUUAUUUUAUUUUAAGUGCCCUUCUGUGAACCCCUUCACCUCCAUCCAUUCUGUUGUAGCUUAAACACUCAGGCUUAGGAACGAGAAUGUUUUAUAACACGGGGAAUUGGACCUUCCUGUGGAGGAGGAUUAUUCAUCUGGAUGAAUGAAGUGAGCCUUUCAUGUAAGGGUAAUUCUCUUGGUAGAGCUGUGACAGGCAAGCAAUAUGUAUAAGUAAAAUAAGGGGUUUGUAUUCAUGAAACUACAUUUAUUGAAAAUUUUUCAUAUAUAAAAAGUAUGGAAUUGCUGCAGUUGCCAACACCUGAAUGUGUGUGUAUGUAUGUACUGUAAGUAGUAGCCAGAGCCCUGGUAAGUGGUAGCCAUUGCCAACCUCAAUACAUGUGCUGAAAAAGAUCGUUAUUUUAGUCUGCCAGUAGUUCUUCACAAUGAGGCUUGUUUUGAUGUCCUAGAUGAUGACGACGAGCCUCCCUGGACUAAUAUUACUCUCGGGCUCUAUUUAUCUGAUCAUGUUGCAUAUAUAUACAAUAUUAUAUAUAUAUAUUAACUUAUAGACCAAAGGCUCUGUAGUGAAACAUUUCAUGUGCAAACAGUGUUCCUUUGGUACCUUCCCCCACCCAGUGCCCUGCCUACCCUCCCUCUCCAUCUGAUGCCAUCUUUUUCAAACCUUGCAGCACACUUCUUAACCGAUUGAUCAAGCCUACCAGGAAGUGGGAACUUGGGCCUCAUGACUGGGCAGUGCCUCGUAGAAAAAAGGUCAUUUGUGCUCGUAUUCUCCAGUUUACAGAUGUAUAGGAAAACAAAUUGAUAGAACUGAAAAGUUACACAAAUACACUGUAACAGAAUAAGGUGGAAGGAAUCACCUUGUGUCAUUUUUUUUCUUGUUCUCUAAUGCUAAGACCCCUAUGGGGAAAUGAUUCCUGGUGAGGGGCUUAAAGUAUUGUUGAUCCUCUUGUAAAUUAUAUAAUCUUGGUAUAUAUACAUAUGAUAUAUAUAUUUUUGGCAUUAAAACUUUGCUGUAUGUAAUUGAAAGUGGGGGAUCAUAGCCUUAUUCCUUUGCAAAAUAGACUAUACCUUUAUGCUGUGCUGUCUCACAUCAUGAAAUCAUAUUAAUUCAUCUUGUACAAGUUCUCACAUUGUAUACAUUGUCAGUGACAUAAGAAGACUUUCCAAAUUCAUCUCAUUUAAUGUGUAUAAAUUAAAAAAGAAAUUCAUGAUGUCAUCUCUUUUUUCCCUUUGAAAAAACCCACUGUUAUUGUUCAUUUAAAAAGCUACUCUUGAGUUGAUUCUUCCUUUGCAUGCUUCAUUCAUCCUGGGGCCUCAGUUUUUGUCAUCCAUUGGCCACAGUCAUUCAUCCUACCUCAGAGCUCAUCUCAUAGCAUCAUUUGAAGCUGCUGCCCUCUGCAUCCGUGGCACACAUCAAAAACUGAACUGAAGAAGAAAGUAGUUGGUCUUCAUGAAUACAGUAUAUAUAUAUAUAUAUAUAGUAAAUUUUAAGCCAUGUUGAGUACUGCAAUAAAACUUUAAUUUCUUAUGUAAUAAAAACACAGGAGUUGAUCUAUUUUAAUACCUUUCUGUGGGCGCGUUGGUUAGUUACUGUAUAUUAACAGGUUUCAUACAUGUCUUACUGCUAACAUUUCAUCCUAACCAGACCCUAAGCAGUCCUUUCACUUCAUCCCAUCCUGACUUUUAUUUCGGUGCUGUCUACUCACCUUUAGGUGUUAAGAACCCAAGAUGCUUUGAGAUGAUGAAUAUUAAAUAAUAAUUAGGUAUUAUAAAGAGAUGACUAACAGUAGAGGAGCCAGAUGCUGUGUAAAAUAUUAUUAGGCUUUUCUGCCAGUCACAGUACAGUAAUGGAAUUAAGUGUAUAAGCCUCAUAAAGACAAUGUAUAACCAUUUUGUGUUAUGUGGGUCUUAAGCAGUGAGGAAUUGUAUCGUUGUCAUUCUUUUUUGAUGAUUAUUAUUUUGCAUACAUACAGUUGGACUGUAUUCUAAGUUGCUUCCAAAGCCUAUUUUCUAUUUUGAUAGUGAAACUGCUGCUCAAUAUCUAUAUGAAAACACACAGUGUCCCAGGUAUAUUGUGAAGUAGAAUUAGGUUGUGGGUUUGCUUAUAGUAAGUCAAACCUUAUUUGGAGUGACCUUGAAGAAAAGCUUUCAUUAUAUUGGGGAAACUAUGAAACAUGAGUGAAGCUAAAUCACCCUUUGUAGCCCGCUGCAAAAUCUGCACCCAUCUAUUAAGAUCAUAGUGAGAGAGAGAGAGAUUUGCAUAUUCAAUCUUAGUUUAACAUCCAUACCUUAUCAUGCUCUGUACAACUUCUAACUCUGUGAAAAAUGUCAGUUUUGUGAUCAAUUUCAGACUUGGGUACUAUUAUAAGUGUAUAAAAAUUGCUGUCUAUUCAGGGUUACUGAUGGAAAUUUUCAUUGCUAAGGCUGUCACCUACAUUAUGGAAGCAACUUGGGUUUGGCAUCCCUCCUCCUUACAUGUCCCUUUGGGGAAGGGUUGGUUUAGGGGAGGUAGUGGAGUGCAUUCCUGUAAGGAGACCUAUUGACUUGCCUAUGACAGGUCUUCUCUACAUAUUUUCUCCUUUUAUUUCCUUUUUCUUGUUAUGCAAUACAUUCCAGGAACUUGGUGGAAGUAUAUUGCACAAUAUCUUUCACCUAUGAAAGCAAUUGGCAUUAGACAUAAAAUCAAAAACCUAUUUCCCACGUUUUUACGUAUGAGGUAUGAAAUACAUUGCCAUGAAUAGAGUUUACUUAUAGUGAAUAGCUUGCAAAUUGUAACUUCCAUAUUUAGGUCAUUUGCAACCAUACUCAGUCUUGUUAUUCCAGUAUCGAACUAAGCUACUAUAUUCUCUAGAACUUCUGUUUGCCCCCUCCAUUUCUUUCAGUUUAGUCAAACUCAACAACAGAAUCAGGUAUUAGGAUUUGGUAAAUGUCUAUUCCCAGUGCCUCUUUGCUGGCUAAAGAAAAGAAAAAGCUAUUUGUAGUGUAACUUUUAACUUGUGAUGCUUUGUGAGAGUGAUAGGGAUUGGUUAACAAACUAAACUAGGAAAGGAAGAUCAUUCAAAACGACCUUCUGAAACUGGCUAUAUGCACUCUUUUGAAACAGCCAAAGGUCAUUCUGAUUAGUCCUGCAAUUGCUGAGAAAGGGAGUGCGUGUUAACAGCUCUUUUUAAGUUGAGUCAAGCCAAAAUUGGACACUUUUGUUUGUUCAUCAAUAGAAGGCCUUUGAUGAAUGUGUUGUAUGCCAAGUUCUCGAGGCUUAGCCAGGUGUUUUGCUGUGAAACACUCCUGGAUUGUCGAAAGUCAUUUUCUUUUUCCUCCAGUAAAUUGGAAGUAAAAUGGUGCAAAGAAUUCGCAUGAUUGUCGUGUUGUGCAUUUGUGAGUGUGUUUGGGCUUUUGAGUGCUUUAUUUAGGCCAAGUAAACAUUGAAAUUGAUUCAAAAGUCAAGAAAAGUCAUUUGCUUCCUCCCAAGGUGUUUCACAGUGAGUGUCGUGGCUAGCUUGUCAGCCAUCUUUAAAACAUUUGGUGUUCUACCCCCUGUGUUCUGUAUCAUCUUGAAACUGAGCCAUAAAAUCAGAUCAUUGUUUGUUUUGAUUUUUCACUUAUUUUCCUUGAAUUUUGUUUAUAGAGUUGUCUUUUUAAGUGUAAAUGUGGAAAUAGAAUGUAUUAACAAUAAAUGAUCUGCUAUGGAA
This is a messenger RNA of Macrobrachium nipponense, 9105 nucleotides long. Its product is annotated as serine/threonine-protein phosphatase 2A 56 kDa regulatory subunit delta isoform-like. Lineage: Eukaryota; Metazoa; Arthropoda; Malacostraca; Decapoda; Palaemonidae. Gene Ontology annotation, molecular function: protein phosphatase activator activity. The transcript is spliced from 13 exons. Gene Ontology annotation, cellular component: cytosol; nucleus; protein phosphatase type 2A complex. Bases 511 to 2394 code for a protein of 627 amino acids. The record is from RefSeq and is a predicted model, not a curated record. Gene Ontology annotation, biological process: signal transduction; protein dephosphorylation.